Conger conger (European conger) is the source of this 2768-nucleotide messenger RNA. RefSeq names its product septin 5a (gene septin5a). The record is from RefSeq and is a predicted model, not a curated record. The transcript has 11 exons. Gene Ontology annotation, molecular function: GTP binding; molecular adaptor activity; GTPase activity. The coding region runs from base 157 to 1284 and encodes 375 amino acids. NCBI's taxonomy places the organism in Eukaryota, Metazoa, Chordata, Actinopteri, Anguilliformes, Congridae. Gene Ontology annotation, biological process: regulation of exocytosis; cytoskeleton-dependent cytokinesis. Gene Ontology annotation, cellular component: septin complex; septin ring; microtubule cytoskeleton.
GAUCCAGAGAGCAGGCGAGAGGAAGCACGUUCCACAGAGACUGGGACGGAGUGAAAAACAGAGUGAUUGGGGAGAGGGGGACGGAGUGAAAAACAGAGUGAUUGGGGAGAGAGACAGUGCAGGCUGAGCGAGAGGAGAAGAGGAAGAGUCUUUCACAUGGACACGAUUCGGCAGGAGAACCUGGCCGAGCGUCUGCUCAUUCCACGCUUUAGGACAGCCCGGGUGAAGGAUAAGCAGUAUGUUGGCUUUGCCACUCUCCCAAACCAGGUGCACAGGAAGUCUGUGAAGAAGGGUUUUGACUUCACCCUCAUGGUAGCAGGGGAGUCUGGCUUAGGGAAGUCCACUCUGGUGAACAGCCUGUUCCUCACAGACCUGUACAAGGACAGGAAGCUGCUGAAUGCUGAAGAGCGCAUCAGCCAGACGGUGGAGAUCAUCAAACACACGGUGGACAUCGAGGAGAAGGGCGUGAAGCUGAAGCUCACAAUUGUGGACACGCCUGGGUUUGGAGAUGCUGUUAAUAAUAAUGAAUGCUGGAAGCCCAUCACAGACUACAUUGACCAGCAGUUUGAGCAGUAUUUCCGGGAUGAAAGUGGCCUCAACAGGAAGAACAUUGUGGACAACCGUGUGCACUGUUGCCUCUAUUUCAUCCCCCCCUUCGGACAUGGAUUGCGGCCGGUGGACGUGGAGUUCAUGAAGGCUCUCCACGAGAAGGUGAACGUGGUGCCUCUCCUCUCCAAGGCCGACUGUCUCACCCCCAUGGAGAUCAAGAAGCUGAAGGACCGGGUAAGAGAGGAGAUUGACAAAUUUGGAAUUAAGGUGUACCAGUUCCCUGACUGUGACUCAGAUGAGGAUGAGGAAUUCAAACAGCAGGAUAAGGAACUGAAGGAAAGCAUUCCCUUCGCAGUGAUUGGAAGCAACACAGUGGUUGAGGCCCGGGGCCAGCGGGUGCGGGGGCGCCUGUACCCCUGGGGUAUCGUGGAAGUGGAAAAUCAAUCACACUGCGACUUUGUGAAGCUGCGCAACAUGCUAAUCCGCACACACAUGCACGACCUGAAGGACGUGACCUGCGACCUUCACUACGAGAACUACCGGGCCCAGUGCAUACAGCAGAUGACCAGUAAACUGACACAGGACAAUCGCAUGGAGAGUCCGAUCCCCAUCCUGCCCCUGCCAACUCCAGAUGUGGAGACUGAGAAGCUGAUCAAGAUGAAAGAUGAGGAGCUGAAGAGGAUGCAGGAGAUGCUGCAGAAGAUGCAGCAGCAGAUGCAGGAGCAUGACCAGUGAUCCUGUCCCCUCCUGCCACAGAGCCUCAGAGACUUUAAAACACAUCCACCACCAAGAGAAAACAUAAUCUGCUAUACAAUACUUCUGUUGUAGGUUAUACAGCCACUCUAAAAUACAGUGAUACAGUGAAAUUUGUUCUUGUCCAUGGUACUAGCCAGGAGCAUGUUCUGUUCGUGGUGCAUUGGAGCCCCCUAAAAGAGGGCCCAAAGAAAAUAUUAAUGUUGAAGCACUCAACCUUUUAUUUUCCUUGAUGUUCAUUUUAAACCUAUUAACAAUAUUAAUGGUAAUAAUGUAUGGUAUACUAUUUAAAUGACAGUAUCUAUUUAUAAAUAUUAUUAUUAUUUAUGUACAUUCAUGGUGAGGAUGUACAUGGGAUGUUUCUAAAAAUUUUAAUUUGCUAUUUUGGUUUGGACCUAUUUUUGUUACUUUGUUUUUGCACACUGCAAAAAAGAAACUUUCUUACAGAUAUUAUUCCAUGAUUGUUGGAAGAUUGUUCCAUGAAAAAAUAAAAAUUUUGUUUAAAAUGUACAUUUUUAUAUAGGCUUUGAGUGGAAUACCACACAAGAAAUAAUAUAAAAUAUAAAAACAGACUUAUCAUUUAUCAAGUAUCAUGUAAGUAUUUCUUAAAUUCCUUUUUUGCAGUGUGAGUGUAAUGGUGAGUGUGUUGCUGAGAGUAAUAGUCUCAGUGUGCUGUUCCCCAGCUGCAGGGGGAAAUGUUAAAGCAGUUUAGUGUCUGAGCAGGAGGGUGAUCUCCAAAAGCUUCAUUUCUUCUGUUGCAAGUGCUUUGCCUUCAGUUGAGCUGACCUGCCGCUGCUGUUGCACUUGACAAUGAGUGGACCACAUGCAAUGUCACACGUGUCCAAAUCUAGCUCAGUACUCAACUGACCUGAAUUACCUGAAAUUGCUUAACUAAAUGACUCAAAAGCAGAGACAAAUUUGGAAGCUAUCAUUUGAGUGUUGUAACGGCAUGGUAAUUGCAUGCCACUCUCUCCUGAUUGGCUCUCUAAAUUGUGUUCUACAGUGCACAUACACACAUUUUUGCCUGUAAAUUAUUCAUGAUUGGAAAGCGGUCAAUCACACUACCACUGCCAGCUACACAUGGGAAAGGGAGGAAGUAUGUCCUGGAAAGCAGUGUGGUUAUGGAGUCGCCCCACUCCCACCCAAUAAUAACUGCAUCUGCACACAAUGCCUUCCAUCUCCACAUAGUCUGACCCUUAGUGGGGCCUCAGCCCUCCCGGACAGCGUGUCACUGGUCCAGGAUCAGUGCUAACAGUGGCAGCACACCUGUUAUAGAGGAAUGAGGGCAGCCAAAUUUCCUUUCCAAACAGUGAGUGCAUGUGGCAUUAGCCUGGUUAAUAAGAGCUGUUUUGUCCACUUCAUUAGCAGUUGUCAUUGCUUUUUAUAGUGUUAGUCCUAUGACAAACUUGAAACUCAUGCACAGGAUUGAUUUGACCACAAAAUAAAUGCUCUCUGUUCAGACCCAA